This is a messenger RNA of Brassica napus (rape), 4677 nucleotides long. RefSeq lists its product as uncharacterized. The transcript has 7 exons. Gene Ontology annotation, molecular function: catalytic activity. The record is from RefSeq and is a predicted model, not a curated record. The coding region runs from base 1 to 4677 and encodes 1558 amino acids. NCBI's taxonomy places the organism in Eukaryota, Viridiplantae, Streptophyta, Magnoliopsida, Brassicales, Brassicaceae.
AUGGCGAAAAAAAGAAAACCCAAAAAACAAACCUCAGGCGACAGCUCCACUGGCUCAGCCGAUUUUUCUGGUUACUCCGCUUCUGAUUCUUUCCAAAUUUCUCCGCCUGAAUCUUCAGAUCCAGCCGGUGCCUCUUCAGAUCCGGCCAUGAUUUCUUCAGAUUCAGCCGUUUUCUGUCCAGACCUAGCAACUGAAGGUAUUUCCCCACCUAAGGAAACCUCCUCUGCUACCAACAUUGUUCCUGCUGCGCAUUGUGACAUAGUUGCGAGUCAAGCAGCAAACUGUGUUACUAGUACCAUUAUUGCUACUACUGUCUUAGAAAGCGGUGAAAUUCCCACUGCCAUACCUACAGCUACUCCUUCGGAUGUACCUGUCAGUCCUCCUCACGAGACCCCGCUCUCGCCUCCGGUUGAUAAAGCCCAGGCUCCGGCGUCCUCCUCCCCAAUAAACAUUGUCAAAGCUCAAGCCUUUCUCUGGAGAGACAAGGUUAAGGCCAACACAGGGAAGCUGGAUCCUGAAGGAAAGCCUUUCAUUCUUGACUCAGGGGAAGCUUGUGUGCGAAUUCCCAACUCGGUUAUUGAGAAGAAUCGAAAGUCUUGGGAUAGCUUCAUCAUUGGCCAGUUUUAUGAGGAAUCCCCUGCAAGAGGAGCUGUUCACGCCAUUAUAAAUGGAAUGUGGAGCAAACAGCGCCAGGACAUUGCUGUCUCGAAAAUAGAAGGCAACGCUUUCUAUUCCGCGUCCCUUGUCCGAAUGCCCGCCGUCAUAUCCUCAGUCAAUGUCUCUGGCAAGGAUGCCUUGAAAGAGAUUGCUGGUCUAGUUGGACACCCCCUCUACAUGCACCCUGCAACAGAGAACCUAACAAACAUUGAGGUAGCGAGAGUAUACACGGUUAUUAACCCCCGCAAGCCUCUACCGGAAGCUGUAAACGCACAAUUUGACUCAGGUGAAAUCACCAGAAUUACGGUUUCUUGCCCGUGGCUCCCCUCCCUUUGUAGCCAUUGUCGGACAGUUGGGCAUACUAUCUCAAGGUGCCCUACUGCUCCUCGAACUUGCAAUAUAUGCCAUUCUGUGAAGCAUGGAACUGAGGCUUGUCCCCGCAACAACCAUCAGCGUGAGGGGAAGGCCCCUAUUGCAACAAAGAAGACUACGCCUGUACCUGCUUCUGAAUAUGAGUCAGAGCCCGAAAGCUUCUCUCCUGAUGAGGAUAACCCUGAUGACGACGCUGAUCGCUACAUUCAGGUCAUCUCUAAGCGGCAGAAGAAGCUAUUGAAAUCGAAAUGGUUUUGGAAUAACAAACCCAUUUUUAGCGGUCUCAUUGAGACUCAUGUCAGCAGUGUGAAGGCUCCAGCUAUCAUCAGUAGGGCUUUCCCCGGUUGGCAUUACGAUUGUAAUUAUGAAUUCUCGGAUUUAGGAAAGAUUUGGCUUCUUUGGCACCCUAUGGUCUGUGUUUCAGUUUUGCACAAAUCACUUCAGUCUAUCACUUACAGUGCCAGGCUGCCGUUUAUCUCUACUUCCCUAGUCGUAACACUAGUAUAUGGUUCUACUUGUCGGAAGAUUCGCAGAGAGUUAUGGGCCGAAUUGUGCUUUCUGUUAUGGGCCGAAUUGUGCUUUCUGUCUUAUACUGCCCCUGUUCGCGGCUCUCCUUGGGUUGUUCUUGGUGACUUUAACCAAGUUCUCUCUGCUUCAGAACACUCUACCGCUGACCCAUUCUCCUCUUCAAGAGGUAUGCGAGAAUUAUUUAACUGCAUUGAUUCAGCUUCGCUCUCAGAUCUCCCAUUCUGUGGGAAUCCUUUUACUUGGUCCAAUAAGCAAGGAGCCACUGUUGUUUCUAAGAAGCUCGAUAGAGUUCUAGUUAAUGACAAUUGGCUACAAGUUUUUCCAAACUCUCUGGCUGUUUUUGGAGACCCUGGAAUCUCAGACCAUAGCCCUUGCUGCGUAUUUAUUGACUCCGGAAAACCUAAAGAGAAAAGGCCGUUCAAAUUCUUUACCUUGCUUAACAAUCAUCCUGACUUUGAGGUUCUCAUCAAGGAGUGUUGGGAGUCUCUGCAGUUCGAUGGAACUAGUAUGCUAAAUGUCUCCAAGAAGCUCAAGUUUCUAAAGAGUAUUAUACGAACUUUUAGUCGGGAAAAUUACUCUGAACUUGAGAAAAGAGUCGCUGAAGCUUUUGAGGAAUUAAUAUCUUUCCAGCGAGUUCUCCUCUCUUAUCCGACAUCUCAAGCAGCAAUAAAUGAGAAGGAUGCUCACCUAAAAUGGUCUGCUCUUGCUAAGGCUGAGGAGUCUUUCCUCUAUCAACGAUCUCGCGUUAACUGGCUGGAUAAUGGCGAUUGUGGUUCUGCCUUCUUUCACCGCUCUAUCCGAUCUCGCCUUGCUCAGAAUCAGGUGUUAUUUUUGCUGGAUGAGAAUGAUUGCGUGAUUGAUACUAAGGAGGGUAUUAUGCAGCACACCCUACACUUUUAUGAAGAUUUUCUUGGUGGAAGCGUUACCACGCUGGACGUUUCUCCUGAUGAGAUUGCUCAGCUUAUUCCUUACAGGUGUUCCUCCUCUGUCUCUGACACUCUCGCAGCUCUUUUUUCCCGGCUAGACAUCCAGAAGGCGUUCUUCCUGCUUCCUAAGAACAAAUCACCGGGUCCAGAUGGUUAUCCGGCCGAAUUCUUCACUGCUCAUUGGAGUACCGUCGGCUCUGAAGUUAAUGAGGCUGUAGAGGAAUUUUUUCAGUCUGGAAGAUUGCUUCAACAAUGGAAUGCAACCAUAUUGACCCUUAUCCCAAAGAAGCAAAGUGCGGUUAAGAUUAUUGACUUCAGGCCCAUCUCUUGCUGCAACACAACAUACAAGGUCAUAGCAAAACUCUUAGCUAAUCGCCUGAAGCAAGUGCUCCCUAAUGUGAUCUCCAACACGCAAUCUGCUUUCAUUCCGGGAAGACUUCUAGUGGUGAAUAAUAUCUCUAAGCGCUCCAUGCUUAAGAUUGAUCUUAAGAAGGCUUUUGAUUCCCUGAGCUGGAACUUCAUCUUCUCUAUUCUUCGAGCUCUAAACUUCCCGGAAGUCUUCAUUGGUAUGAUCUCUCAAUGCAUCACUACAAUCCGCUUCUCGGUGGCAAUCAAUGGAGAGUUAGGAGGCUAUUUUCGAGGAACAAAGGGCCUUCGACAAGGCGAUCCUUUAUCUCCCUAUCUCUUUGUCCUGUCAAUGGAAGUUCUUGCUAAGUUAUUAAAUGUGAAGUUCGAAUCAGAUCUAAUUGGCUACCACCCAGUGCCAUCAUCGCCUCAAGUAACUCACCUAUCCUUCGCUGAUGAUAUUAUGGUUUUCUUCGACGCUCAAAAGUCUUCGUUGAUACACAUAUCCGACACAUUAGAUCUGUUUGCUUCCUGGUCGGGGCUAGUGAUGAACAUAAUCCGCUAUCUGGGGCUCCCUCUUAUGCAUAGGAAACUUCGCAUCUGUGACUACAGGCCUCUAAUCGAUCAACUCAAGAGCAGGUUCUCUUCUUGGACCUCUAGAGCUCUUUCAUUUGCUGGGAGGAAGCAGCUCCUCUCUUCUGUCAUUUACGGCAAAGUGAACUUCUGGUUUUCCACUGUAUUACUACCCAAAGGAUGCAUCAAAGCAAUAGAGUCAUUAUGCGCCAGGUUCCUAUGGAAUGGGAACGUAACGACCAGGGCUGUUGCGAAGGUCUCGUGGUCCUCAGUUUGCCUUCCCAAGCAAGAAGGUGGUCUAGGCCUCUGUGACUUGACUAUCUGGAACACAUCCUUAUGCCUGAAGCUUAUUUGGCUACUACACACUGAGAAUGAAUCACUAUGGGCAAUGUGGACUAAGACUAACAGGAUUGGUGAUAAGAAUUUUUGGAGCAUUGAUGAGAGUAAACAAACUUCUUGGAUCUGGAAAUCUAUCCUAAAGCUGCGACCUAUUGCAGAGAAUUUCUUGAAGUGUGAAGUUGGAAAUGGGGAUAAAGCAAGCUUCUGGUUUUAUGAUUGGUCACCUAUGGGGCGCUUGUUCAAACUAUUCGGUCAUUCAGGCCCUCGCCAGCUAGGUGUUCCCAUCAACGCUUUAGUCUCUUUGUGUUGUUCCUCCACGGGUUGGAACCUCCGUCCUGCUCGUUCCCCGCUUGCUGAACAGGUUGGCGAUACCACUUUGCAAAGCUAUUCUGCUUCCCUCACUUGGGAAGAGCUCCGCCACCAUGGUCAGAGGCAGAGUUGGACCCGCAUUGUCUGGUUCAAGGGACACAUCCCUAGCCAUGCUUUUAUGAUGUGGAUAGCUUAUCUUGAUUGCUUGCCUACUAGAAUGCAACUAGCCUCUUGGGGCUUGCAAAUUGACAAGUCUUGCUGCAUCUGCAAUCACUACCAAGAGUCACGCGAUCACCUUUUCCUACGCUGUAGCUUUAGUGAACAGCUCUGGAAACUACUAAUGAGGAGAAUGGGAUACAGGCCCUUUCUAUUCCACACAUGGACGUCCAUGCAUUCAUGGCUUGAAACUGCUGACAGUACAUGCCCAUAUACUCUUUGUCUCCUCGUCGUGCAGGCAACAAUCUACAAAAUUUGGGCUGAACGAAAUAGGAGACUUCAUUGCUCUGUUUCGUCCACCCCACAAAAUCUCCUUCGCGACAUAGACAGGCUUGUGCGAAAUGUCAUCCUUGCAAGGAAAAAGCACAAGAAGUUUCAUACUCUGAUGCAAUGUUGGCUCAAGUUCGCUUAG